Molecule: messenger RNA, 4869 nt
Organism: Saccharomycodes ludwigii
Lineage: Eukaryota; Fungi; Ascomycota; Saccharomycetes; Saccharomycodales; Saccharomycodaceae
Gene: ROM2
Product: Rho family guanine nucleotide exchange factor ROM2
Exons: 1
Coding region: 1-4869 (1622 amino acids)
Biological process (GO): intracellular signal transduction
Molecular function (GO): guanyl-nucleotide exchange factor activity
Source: RefSeq, a predicted model, not a curated record
AUGUACUGCCCACCUUCUUCUGCCACCAAAACUAAAGUGAAUAAACUUGACAUCGCUACUAAGGAAAAUAUUUUUAGAGACAUAUUUGGUACAUCUCGUCAAUACAGCUAUUACGACACUGAUAAUAAUACUGCUAUUGAGAAUAACCCAACAAAUACCAAUGAAGAUUAUAUUGAUCGAGUUUUAUCUGGUAUAGACAUUUCAAUACCCCCAACUCUAAACAAUCAAUUUACCCACACUACAAAAAAUCUAAGAGAUAACGAAACUAACAACAGUACCUUUUCCAGUUGUGAGUCUACUAAUGACACCUUAUUACAAAAUACAUCAACUCAAUCAUCGUUAUCUCUCACUAAUAUUAAUAAUAACAAGACGCAAAAAUCACGUAGAAAUGUUAUUUCUCCCACUGAUACCACUUUGUCCAACAAAGACACUGAAUUGAUGAUUAAACAAGUUUCAGAUACAGAGAGUAUAACAACUGAUACACCAGAAACUUCACCAAUAAAACCAAAUUUUGAAAAACAGCAACAAGAGCCAACCUAUGUAUCCAAUUCUUCUCCGAAGAAAUAUAAUUUAGAAAAGAUUGUGACCAACAAAGUUAAUGGCAGCAGCUCAAACACUUUUGUUAAUCCUGGCAACGCUAAAUAUAGUAAUACAAAAAAGCCGCUAUUGAAACCAUUAAAUUUGAAGUUUCAAUCGUCUUCUUCAAGUUUAUCGACCCAAUUUAAUAAUAACAGCACCACUGUUAUACCCAAGUCGAAUGCGUCUAGUUCUGGUGGUAAUACUAAUAGUACUUCCAAGUUGAAAAGUCCAAUGCAUAAUAUAAUGGGCGGUUUGUUCAAUAGAUCGAGUUCUGCAUCUUCACAUUCUUCCCUUGUUAAUAGCCCAACCACACCAUUAUUUGGAGGGAGUGGUCAAAACGCUAGUAAUACCAAUUCUCCACAACGAAACCCAUUUUCAUAUGACACUUUAAAUGCAGGCAAUAAUGAUAAUGGUGCUUCCACAGAAAGUGGGUUCCCUAACAGCAAAAAUACUACCGAUGGCAUUAAUACCAACACUCCAAGCUUUGGUGCAAGAACUUUAUCUUUAGGGUCCAAUACUUUAAAGCAUAUGGCAUCUUCAAUACAACAAAAAUCUGGUAGCAGCAACGGAAAAAAUUUGUCCCAACAUUCCAGUAGCAGUACAUUGAAUCUGAAUUUUAUGAACAGUGCUACUAAUGCUUCCAAUAAUCCAUUUUCUUUUACAAUAGCCAACAAUGAUCAAUCAACAACAUCUGAAGGGCUGAGAUCAAGGUCGUCUGCACCAUAUAUAGCACAUUACCACUCCAAUAAUACCCAUCACCACUCUCACUUUAAAAGAAUAACGUCAAGUACAUCGUUACACAGUAACUAUAGCAACAAUGUCAAUACUGCGCCCUCAACACCAAUUUCUUCCUCUGCAGGCGGUGGCAAGCGUCAAAAUAGUAUAUCUUCAGCGGGUAAAAUAUUUCCAUCGCAUAAUACUGCGCUAUAUGCCACAUCUUCGAUGAAGAGACCGCAAGUCUAUCCAGCUAUUUUAUCUAGGGUAGCUUCCAGAUUUUAUAGGAAUAUACCUGUUGGUGAACACAAAAAGGAUGGAUUAGUUUAUAGAGACAGUUUUACUGGUCAAGAGGCGGUUGAUGUGUUAUGCUCUAUCAUACGUACCAGCGAUAGAAAUUUGGCGUUAUUGUUGGGUAGAGCUUUAGACGCACAAAAAUUAUUCCACGAUGUUUUUUACGAACAUCGAUUAAGAGAUUCUGCUAAUGAAGUUUAUGAGUUUGCCAAUCCCAAAACCAAAACCACCAAUAUUAACAAUUUAGGAUCUGUAGUGGUAAAUGCUGAAUUAGCCACUAGAGAAUUGUUGUCAUCUGGUUCCUCAUUCAAUUUAUUGUCUUCGCCCACAACUAAUACCGCUACUACUACUACUACCACUACUACCAAUAAUAAUAUCAAUGCAAAUAGUCGUAGUGCAAGUAGUACUAGUACUAUAAGCAAUUCCAGUGAUAUGCUUGAUGCAUUCAACACCAGUACGGAUUAUAUUGGCAACAAAGUGAAAAAUGGUAGAAGCACCAUUAAACCUUUUAAUAUCAAUGGUGUUUUUAUUUUAUUAGCGGAAUGUUACUCUCCAACAUGCACUAGAGAUAAAUUAUGUUAUUCCAUUUCAUGUCCUAGAAGAUUAGAGCAGCAAGCUAGGCUGAAGCCUAAUACUAUGUACAUGAAUAAUUCUCACUUUAAUACCAAUAAUAAUAUUAGUAGUAGUAGUGGUACUGCUAUUGCUACUACUACUACUACUACUAAUACUAAUAAUAAUAUCAGUACUGUUACUGGCGGUAGGAGUAAAAGCGUAACAACCAUCGGCAGUGGUGCAAUUAAAAGCGGUCAGUUGAAAAGAAACGUGACUGUAGUUGACGAUGAUGAUGACUCAGAUCCUAAAUCGUCAUGGACCAGUAGCGUGCCCAAAGAAGUGUGGGCUGAUUUAGAUAAACAUGAAAUUAAAAGACAGGAGGCAAUUUAUGAAUUUUAUAUGACGGAAAAAAAUUUUAUCAAAAGUUUGGAGACCAUAAGAGAUACAAUAAUUAAGACGUUAGCAGAAACCAAUAUUAUCCCUGCAGACAUUAGGAAAAACUUUAUCAAACAUGUCUUUGCACAUGUGAAUGAUAUUUAUUCUGUGAAUAAAAGGUUUUUGGAAAGUUUGACUGAACGUGUUAAAAGCAGUGCGAUUAUUGAUGGGAUUGGUGAUAUUCUACUAAAAUGGAUACCUUUUUUUGAACCAUUUGUGUUAUAUAUUGCAAGUAGACCAUAUGCGAAAUAUUUAAUUGAAACACAAAGAACAGUCAAUCCAUAUUUUGCCAGAUUUGACGAAGAUUUGAUGAAUUCUAAAUUAAGACAUGGGAUCGAUUCAUUUUUGUCGCAAGGUGUUUCCAGACCGGGCAGAUAUGCGUUAUUAUGCAGAGAAAUCAUAAAGUAUAGCAAAGAUAAUGUUGAGCACAAACGAGAUUUAGAACAUUUAAAUAGAGCAAUGGAUGCGUUCAAUGAUUUUAUGAAGAGAAUAGAUAAAGCCAGUGGUGCAGCUCAGGAUAGACACGAUGUUAUUUUAUUGAAACAACGUAUUUUAUUUAAGAAUGAGUUUGUGAAUUUAAGAUUAAAUGAUGAAAAGAGAAGAAUCAGACACGAGGGGUUAUUGAGUAGGAAGGAAGUUAAUUCUAGAAGUGAUCUGGUAAGUGUUGGUGGUAAUAGUGGUGGAAAUGGAUUUUACGAUGGUGAUAUACAGUUUUAUUUGUUAGACAAUGUGUUAUUAUUUUUAAAAAGCAAAGCUGUGAAUAAAUGGCAACAGCAUAAAGUUUUCCAAAGACCCAUACCUUUGCAAUUAUUGUUUGCUGCUCCUGGGGAGGAUAUACCAAAUUUGAGGAAAUAUAUUGGUAGUUCUCCUGGCUGUGCUUCCUGUUGUUUUGUUCAAUCACAAGAGUCUCUCACACAUUCUGCGUCGAAUCACAAUACAAGUGCUAUUGCCAUUGGAGGAGGAGGAGGAGGAGUCAGCUCUAGUAUUUCUAGUGGUAAUUCUACGCCUUUGACACCACUUGGCGAUUCAUCUGAUGUAGCAUUAAUACACAACAGCACCAACAGCAAUGCCAUCGGAAGUAAAAAUGCUCUAACGUUUAUUUACUAUGGUGCAAAACAAAGGUAUCAAGUUACCUUAUAUGCUGCGCAAUACGCGGCGUUACAAACGUUACUGGAUAAAAUUAGACAGGAGCAACAUAGAAUACUGACUCAAAACCAUAUUUUCAACGUUAAAAAGGUGACUAAUAGAUUUUUUGAUUACAACAAUAGAAUCAAUAGUGUUUGUACAUUUGAUGGGGGCAGGAAUUUAUUAAUUGCCACAACAUCUGGCCUAUACGUUUUCCAUAGGGUGAAUCAUAGGGGAAGUGGCAAUGGUGAUAAGCCACGUAAUCAGCCACAAAGAAUUAUGUCUAAAAGUAAUAUUACACAAGUGUCAGUGUUGGAGGAUUUCAAGACGGUUUUGUUGUUAAUUGAUAAGAAGUUGUACAGUUGCCCGAUUAAGCUAUUGUAUGAUACUGGUGCCAGUAUUGCAAAUAAAGGGGCUAGUAGUGGUAGACCUGGUGGUGUCAAAGAUGGACAAUAUUUGAAAAGGUAUUCCAAAGAGUUAAUGAAUCAUGUUAGUUUUUUCAAAGACGGAGAUUGCGGCGGUAAAAAGUUGAUAGUGACGGCUAAUUCUUCUCAACAUUCAAUUAAAUUUUUUGAAUUGGAGCAUCCAUUAAUGAAAAAAAGUGGAAGCUCUACUUCUAGCGCAACAACAAACAAAAAAGUUAUUGAAGUGUAUUUUGAUAGUGAACCGAUUUCAAUUUCCUUUUUGAAAAACAAUUUGUGUAUUGGGUGUAAGAAGGGGUUUCAAAUAGUUUCUCCAUCACAAGUAGUUCAUGAGCCGUUAUUGGACCCAGCGGACACGUCAUUAGAAUUUGCUCUUCCAAGAAAGGGGGAUGUAACUUUACGACCAAUGUCAGUUUAUAGAGUUGGUAAUUUUUUCUUUUUAUGUUAUUCUGAAUUUGCAUUUUUUGUAAAUAGUCAAGGUUGGAAGAGAAAAGAUAGCCCUAUUAUUCAAUGGGAGGGGAUACCCAAUAAGUUUGCGAUCUGGUAUCCGUAUAUUUUGGCAUUUGACUCUAGCUUUAUAGAAAUCAGAAAAAUUGACGAUAACGGCAAUUGUUGUGGUGAGUUAGUUAGGUGUGUUUUGGGUGAAAAGAUUAGAUUGUUACAAACUAGUUCACAAGAAAUAUUAUACGUGUAUGAAGAUGAUAAAGGGUAUGAUACGAUAGCAUCAUUAGACUUUUGGAUUAAAUAG